Messenger RNA from Ylistrum balloti, 2121 nucleotides. RefSeq names its product sialate O-acetylesterase-like. The record is from RefSeq and is a predicted model, not a curated record. The coding region runs from base 45 to 1682 and encodes 545 amino acids. The transcript has 9 exons. NCBI's taxonomy places the organism in Eukaryota, Metazoa, Mollusca, Bivalvia, Pectinida, Pectinidae. Gene Ontology annotation, biological process: carbohydrate metabolic process. Gene Ontology annotation, molecular function: sialate O-acetylesterase activity.
UUUGUAUAGCUUCAUGUCAAAGAUUACAUGAAACUGUCGUAGAAAUGGCCACUGAUGAUACAUCUGGUACUCAGGAAGUACAGCAUUCCAAUAGUAACUUCAAGUUUGCAGCUUACUACGGAGACCAUAUGGUUCUGCAGCGGGCCCCUAAGCAGGCAGUGGUGUGGGGAUAUCAUCCCUUCACCUAUGUUUAUGUAGGAGUCACCAUAGGAAACAAUACUCAAUAUGGACUAGUCAAUACACAUGGGGUAUGGAGUGUGAUCCUUGACCCUGUUGAGGAUCCCGGGCCCUAUAAUAUCACAGCGCAUGGGCUGGCAGGGGAGAUUUCUCUGACGGAUGUCUUAUUUGGAGAUGUUUGGGUUUGUUCAGGACAGUCAAACAUGGAGUUUACUGUCAGAAUGGGAAACAAUGCAACUGAGGAGAUACAAGAUGCAAACAACUAUCCAAGUAUCCGAGUAUUCACAGUAAACCAGAGGGCUGGGUCAAGUACACCAUUGUCGGACUUCACCAUCAAAAACAGCAUCAAACAGUACUGGUCUGUUGCUUCUAACACUUCCAUUGGUGGAUCUGACAAAGACUGGGGCUAUUUCUCAGCAGUAUGCUGGCUGUAUGGUAAAUACCUGUACCAGAAGUUGGGCUACCCUAUAGGUCUGGUCAACACGUGCUGGGGAGGCACUGCAGUGGAAGCCUGGUCAUCUCCUGAGGCACUGUUGAAAUGUGGUCUGUUUAGAUCAACAAAAGAAACUGAAAAAACCAGGUUUACAGAUCCAGACAGAAGUUCAGAUUACCGUUAUUCCGAUAAACUGAACUUUUCUUGGCUACCAAAUUACUCUGGAUUGUGGAAUGCCAUGGUUCACCCAUUCCUCAACAUGACCAUAUAUGGAGUUAUUUGGUACCAAGGAGAAUCAAACGCUCCGAGUCCUCAUGACUACAACUGUACAUUUCCUUCAAUGAUCAGUGACUGGCGAGUCAAAUUCCAUGCUUCACAUGGACAGAACGACCCAGCCUUCCCUUUUGGAUUUGUCAUGCUUGGUGCAAAUGAGCCAGACAUGACAAAAUUUGAUGGUUUUCCUGAGAUACGUUGGCACCAGACAGCUGAUUUUGGCUAUGUUCCAAACAGCAAGAUGGCUAACACUUUUAUGGCAAAUGCUAUGGACUUGCCCGACUUUCUGAACAGAGUAGGAAGCAUCCACCCAGGUGAUAAACAAGAUGUAGCAAGACGAUUGGUCAAUGCCAGUCUGGCUGUCGCUUAUCACCACAAGGACAUCGUUUACCAGGCUCCACUACCUACAGGUUACAAGGUAGACACAGAGGCUCGGACACUGGAAAUUGUCUACAACAAUGGCUCAGAGGCCCUGCAACUUAAAAACAAUGUUGGCUUUGAGAUCUGUUGUUCCUAUGGUAAUAUAACAGAUUAUUAUGACCAGUCCUGGUGGGUACAGACCUCUGUUGACAGGAUUACUCGCAGCACUGUGGUCCUUAGUACAGCUCCGUGUCCAGCUCAGACCAUUACAGGAGUCAGAUAUGCAUGGAGGAUAUCGCCCUGUUCCUUCAAAGACUGCGCUUUGUACUCAUUGCUCAGUUCUCUUCCAGCUUCACCUUUCUUCUUCACCAGCAGGACAUUCAGUAGGGAUGGUAGUUAUGUCAUUGAUGGUUCUGUACCACACUCUCUCCCAGUGUAGUUCUUACUUAGGGUGGUAACAGAGUAACAGUCGAUUCAAAGAGACAGGCAAAAUUCUUAAUUUGGUUGUGACUUGCUGACUGCAAUGGCUCGUGGCAGUUGGGAAUAUCCUCACUGAAACGGAGGGACAGACAGCACUCUUUUCAGGGAUGCAAUGUGCCAAAUGCAAGUGGCAGAUUUGCAUGUUGGAAUUAGGUUAUACCAUUGUUCUAUAAAUUAAACAAAAAAUGACAACUCUGUUCAUACCCCCAGUAAAUGGAAGCAUGACCUGCAGAAUGCAUUGAAAAUACAUACAGUGUAAGUACAUUCCACUUACUUUAUAAUAUAUCAGUACUUAUCAUUCACACACAAAUUCUGAUUUUCUCUGGUUGCAAUGUUAAAUCACUGUGCAUUCCUGGUAAUAUUUACCCAUAAAUACAUUCUACUGUGGUUAUAGAAUU